UGGCGUCACUAUUGACGUCUCGCAUUCCAGUCGCUCUAUGGAGAGGCCGCUAGGGCUCCUCUCACAUAAAUGACGUUCAGAGAGAGGGAGAGGGAGAGAGCAGCAGCAGAGGAGUCUCCUUCCUCUCUCCUCACACACACAGAGAAAGAGAGAGAGACCCAGAGAGAGACAGAGGCAGAUCUCUAUCACUGAGCCAGCGCAUAUAAACAAAGGCACAUUGCUGCAGCUGGCUGAUCAUCACUCACUCUCUCACACACACGCUCCACUCCGGAGCACCACCAGCAGCAGCAGACUGCUCUCAGCUCCUGGUCUCUCAAGCUUCUGUAAUCCUUUCCCAUGACUCGGGAUAACGCAGCCUCCAGAGAUACAGCCUCCAAGAACCUCUUGGGUUUGCCUUUUAUAAUUUUGCCACUGGACGGAGCCUACAUGCACAUUUAAGGAAAUAGGCAUUUACAAACUAGAUGUAAAGACGGAACCGCCACAGCAAUCAAAUAUGCCCUGUGUGCAAGCCCAGUAUAGCCCUUCACCUCCUGGUUCGAGUUAUGCAGCUCAGACCUACGCAUAUGGCUCAGAGUACAGCUCGGAGAUCAUGAAUCCUGACUACACCAAACUGACCAUGGACCUGAGCAGCACCGAGAUCACUGCCACCGCCACCACCUCCCUGCCCAGCUUCAGCACCUUCAUGGAGGGUUACUCUGGCAGCUAUGAGCUCAAGCCCUCCUGCCUGUACCAAAUGCAAUCUGCUUCCUCCAGCCAGAGGCCCCUCAUAAAAAUGGAAGACAGCCGGCUACAUAGUUACCACUCCUCACUGCCCCCCUCCACAGAUGAAGGGAUGCCCAGCACCUCCAUGUACUUCAAGCAGUCCCCGCCUUCCACGCCCACCACCCCUGGAUUCCCUUCUCACCAGGCCUCCAUGUGGGACGAACCCCCACAUCCGCUGCAGCCUGCACAGACCUGCAUGGCCCCCAGCCACUUGAUGGACUCUGCCCCUAUGAAGACUGUGCCCACCCGCUUCCCUCUCUUCCACUUCAAGCACUCGCCACCCCACACGCCUGCAGCUGGUGCCCACAUGUGCUAUGACCCUGCUGCCCUAAGCCUGCCUCUGGGAUCUGACAGACCCACUGCCGGUCAAGCCACUAUGGAGAACCAUCCUUAUGGGCUUCCCCUGGCCAAAAGAGCAGCCGCCUUAGCCUUCUCGCCACUGGGCCUCAAUGCAGCCACUUCCAGCCUGUUGGGCGAGAGCAGUGGCAGCAGCAGUGGCCUGCCUUCCCCGCCCAGCAGGAGCUCCUCAUCUGGAGAAGGCACUUGCGCUGUGUGCGGGGACAAUGCUGCCUGCCAACACUAUGGGGUACGGACGUGCGAGGGGUGUAAGGGCUUCUUUAAGAGAACAGUUCAGAAAAAUGCAAAAUAUGUUUGUUUGGCAAAUAAAAACUGUCCAGUGGAUAAGAGACGUCGUAACAGAUGCCAGUACUGCCGCUUUCAGAAGUGUCUCAGUGUCGGCAUGGUUAAAGAAGUUGUCCGUACUGAUAGCCUGAAAGGGAGAAGAGGUCGGCUGCCUUCCAAACCAAAGAGCCCUUUACAGCAGGAACCUUCCCAGCCCUCCCCACCUUCUCCUCCAAUCAGUAUGAUGAAUGCCCUGGUCCGCGCUUUAACUGACUCCACACCCCGAGAGCCUGAUUAUUCCAGAUACUGUUCCACUGACCAGGCUGCCGCAGGCACAGAUGCAGAACAUGUACAACAGUUCUAUAAUCUUCUGACUGCCUCCAUUGACAUAUCCAGGGGCUGGGCGGAAAAAAUUCCAGGAUUUACUGAUCUCCCAAAGGAAGAUCAGACGUUACUCAUAGAAUCAGCUUUUUUGGAGCUGUUUGUACUAAGACUCUCCAUCAGGUAA
Messenger RNA from Trachemys scripta elegans, 1891 nucleotides. RefSeq names its product nuclear receptor subfamily 4 group A member 3-like. The record is from RefSeq and is a predicted model, not a curated record. Gene Ontology annotation, molecular function: nuclear glucocorticoid receptor binding; nuclear receptor activity; RNA polymerase II cis-regulatory region sequence-specific DNA binding. Lineage: Eukaryota; Metazoa; Chordata; Testudines; Emydidae. Bases 494 to 1891 code for a protein of 465 amino acids. Gene Ontology annotation, cellular component: nucleus; transcription regulator complex. The transcript has 5 exons. Gene Ontology annotation, biological process: cellular response to corticotropin-releasing hormone stimulus; regulation of transcription by RNA polymerase II.